ACAGACAGCAAAUCUGACAACCUGUCAACAGAGUUCUUUGUGGUGGGCGGGGAUUCCGCUGCGCUGCGAAGACACCGGAAGAGAGUGCACCGUCCGCCACCGCUGCCCCUUGUUAGGAUAGCGGAUUUAUGUUGGCGCGGUAGACUGUAAUUUAAUUCUCCAACCACAGGAUUCUACUUAAGGUGGAAAUAUCAAUUCUAUUGCAUAAUGUUGUCUUUGGACUUUCUUGAUGAUGUUCGGCGUAUGAAUAAGCGGCAGCUGUACUACCAGGUGUUGAAUUUUGGUAUGAUAGUUUCCUCCGCCUUGAUGAUAUGGAAAGGUCUUAUGGUCGUGACGGGCAGUGAAAGCCCCAUCGUCGUGGUGCUCAGUGGUAGCAUGGAGCCUGCAUUCCACCGUGGAGACCUCUUGUUCCUAACGAACAGAGUGGAGGACCCCAUAAGAGUAGGCGAGAUUGUGGUCUUCAGGAUUGAAGGCAGAGAGAUUCCAAUUGUGCACAGAGUACUGAAAAUCCACGAGAAGGAGAAUGGAGACAUCAAGUUCCUGACGAAGGGAGACAACAAUGCUGUGGAUGACCGGGGGCUUUACAAGCAGGGCCAACACUGGCUGGAGAAGAAGGAUGUUGUGGGCAGAGCCAGAGGGUUUGUGCCAUACAUUGGGAUUGUGACCAUUUUGAUGAACGAUUAUCCUAAAUUUAAGUAUGCGGUGCUGUGUAUGCUGGGUCUGUUUGUGUUGGUCCACCGGGAGUGAGACACGCCAUCCUGUCAACAUUCACCUCAACACGCCUCUACUACUGUACACAUCAAGCCAUCUACGUCUCUCAAUGGUGUAUUUAAUUAGCUCUGGUCAUCAAUUAAUGCACUUGUUACAUGGUUAUACACAAGAUGGAGUUUUCUACCACGCAUAGCAGUAUACAAAUCACACGCUGUGAAAGAAUGAAAGAUGACAAAACCUCCCCUCCAAAACAUGUUUUUUUUAAAUGUUGCAAAUGUUUUCUUUUCUUUUCCUUUUUUUGUUUUUGUUUUUGUUUUGUGUCUACUGCCACAUGUGUAUCUGACCAUUGCCCAACCUCUUUCAUAAUGAAGAAUUUUGUAUGAAUUAUAAAUAAAAAUGUGGAUGGAGCCAGA
Molecule: messenger RNA, 1124 nt
Organism: Engraulis encrasicolus (European anchovy)
Lineage: Eukaryota; Metazoa; Chordata; Actinopteri; Clupeiformes; Engraulidae
Gene: sec11a
Product: SEC11 homolog A, signal peptidase complex subunit
Exons: 6
Coding region: 208-747 (179 amino acids)
Cellular component (GO): signal peptidase complex; membrane
Molecular function (GO): serine-type endopeptidase activity
Source: RefSeq, a predicted model, not a curated record